Symbiodinium sp. CCMP2592 is the source of this 1914-nucleotide messenger RNA. NCBI's taxonomy places the organism in Eukaryota, Dinophyceae, Suessiales, Symbiodiniaceae. The record is from the annotation of a GenBank genome assembly.
AUGCCCGUCGAAGUCGGAGUCGGCAAGACGGAGACGCUCUUGCUGAAGCCCUCGGAGUACCAGGGACUGAACGGCACGGCUGUUGCCGGGCGAGUUGUGAUCAUGACCACGAACACGGUGCCGAUCAAGCAACGCGUCAGCCCUGCCGCUGCGCCUUCCAAAGGGAAAGGCAAGACCAAAGCCAACAAGGAAGCCCAGCAGCAGACGAGCCAGAAGACGGAGCUGCAUUUGGCGGGAUCGGACUCGGUCAACGAGGUCGUCUUCAUCGAUGCUUGGGCGGAUGCGUCUGAUCGGAUUUGCGAGCGCUGCAAGGUCGGAGACUUGAUUUCCAUCACAGGUGCUUCUGUGCUGCCCACGCCACAGCCCUGGUCGACCUCCCGUUUGCCUUACCACCUUCGAAUCAAGGGCACGGUCGGGAUUCAAGUUCUCGUGCAGAAGCUAGAGAGCUUGCCUUGGGGCAAGCCCCCUGCGCACCAUCCGUUGGUGUCGUUGGACUCCUUGGCCCGCGUCAAGGGCAAACAACAAGUUUGUGUGGCUGCGCAAGUCGCGGAGAACCCGGGAAGCACGGAGAGAGACGUGCAGAACCAGGGCAGGCAGAACGUCUGCAACGCCGUCCUUCAGCAAGGUGGCACCCGGGUCCGGUGCGCCUUUUGGCGAGGCUUUGCUGACCAACUCGCAACACGAGAGCCGGGAACUUGCUUGCUGCUUCUCCAAGUGCAGGUGGAAAAGAAGAAAGAGGGAUCGUGGGAACUGGGCAGUCUUCGCGCGACGCAAAUCUUGGAUUGCCCGGUGGAGCUCGAGGCGAAGAUUCGGGGAAACCUCAAGGAAGCGUCGGAGUGCAGAAUGUUGACACAGGUUCCAGGUCGCAACUGGAAGGAGUGCGAGGCGGUGUCAUCCUCCCUGAGCUCCCUCGUGGCUGCCAUCGUGCCCGGUCACUUGCGGAAGCUGAGUACGGUCUUCCGAAUUUCGGGGCUGCAGAUAAUGGGACUGAGCUCAGUUCGAUCCGACAGUGAUGACUGGGCACAUCCGGAUGCUACCCAAGAGAACCGCCUGGCUCUGUGCGCGAUCUUCGUCGAUAGCGAUUGCCAGUGCUCUAUGGUUUUGUACCACGACACCAUCGCUGCCAAUGUGGAUCUGGGACAGGAGUUUUCGGGACGAGAUACUCCGGAGCUGCGGACCAAAGUGCUGCGAGGUUUCCAAUGCGCUUUAUGGUGUGCGAAAGUAACGUUCCGAGAAAACGAAUAUCAGCAGAUCAUGGAACUGGAGUGUCGCCACCUCGAGCCCUUCCUGAACUUCCAUGCAGCCUCCUCGGAUCUGUUGCCCCACAUGCUGAAGCUUCCGCGUUGCUCUGUGGGAGGUGGUUGCCCAGUUGCUCCGUUACGGGAAGUGACGAGGGACGCCGACCUCGGCAUGCUCACGGUGCACAAGAUCGAUGCUUCAUCGGUGAGGGCUUUGGUGAUGUUCAACGACGUUGACAUGGCCGACGACGAGAGUUUGCAGCAAGAGAUGAACACGACGUCGGCCAUGAGAGUCAAGCAGUGGGUGGACUGCUGCUUAUGGGGACUGGCCCCGUUUCAAACGGACGAUGCUCCGUUCCGCUGCAAGAUCCGAGCGGCUGGUCCGAGCUCGGCGGUGCGCUGGCUUCUCCAAGGCAGGAAAGGCGACGUCUUCCAGGUCGUGUUGAUGCAGACGGAGACGGACGACGAGUACUCCGUGCUUUGGCACGUGCCAGUCCAGGAGGACGCCUUCGAGUCGGUCCGGACCUAUUAUCGCUAUGUCUGCGCUCAGCAGCAGGAAGCAGACGAGUUGGAAUUUGAGACCAACUGGACGCCUGCGAAGCGGAUCAAGACUGUGAGAGAAAGCAUGCCCACGCCGUCGAAGAACAGCGGUGCUUGGGAAGAGCAGUUCGCCUGA